Messenger RNA from Drosophila ananassae, 3271 nucleotides. RefSeq lists its product as uncharacterized. The transcript has 5 exons. Lineage: Eukaryota; Metazoa; Arthropoda; Insecta; Diptera; Drosophilidae. The record is from RefSeq and is a predicted model, not a curated record. The coding region runs from base 135 to 1511 and encodes 458 amino acids.
AUAAUACGAUACGUGUGCAGUUAUAAUUGGUCACACCAAUUUCACCUACCGCUGCGUUACCGCGCCAUUGCCAAAUCAUUUAUAUAUAGCUCGUUGUGUUUACGCAUAAAAAGCCUAGGAGGCAGAUAACAAAAAUGGUGAAUGUCGCGACAGUCGGUUGCCUCCUGCUACUAUUCAACAGAGUAUGCUGCGAGAGCGAAAACGAGGACCACUGGGUGGAUCCGCACGCGGCCUGGUCAGAAUUGGCCAUGGAUUUUGGCCAACCAGAGAAUGUCUGCCAGUGUCCAGCUGGUCCGGAGAGAUCGCCUGUUGCCAUAGAGGAUGCACUGGCUCUGACAUAUUUCAGGAAGUUCGCCAAUCUGCUGUUCCAGCGUAAACGACUUCAGUUCGAUGCUGCGUCGGCGCGUUACAAGCGAUCGCUGCUGUUCACGCUGCUUCCAUCGCAACUUGAGGAACUGGAAAGCGUUCAAGAUGCCCGAGAUCUGGAUGUAUUGCUAUCCAAAAUACUGGAAGGUGCAGAGACAGCUCCUUUAUUUCGUGGCCAGUUCGGGUGCUCCUAUUCCCAGAAGAGCGGUGUUCUAGCAUUAGUUACGGAUAUUUUCAAGGAUGUUAUAGCACUCACUAAAGUUUCCGAGGUGAAAUUUUUACUGCUUGUAAUUAUGGCAAUCCUACUUGGAUAUAUUGUGCACAGACGUUUUGGUUUCCGGGUAAUCUCUAUUAUCUUAGGAGGUUGUUUCCUAACUGGAUACUUUUACACGUAUAUAGAGUGCAAUAGAAAAUUGGAAGUGGAAUCAAUGUUGGAGGUCAUUGACAGUCAGCAGGAUCAAUUGAGAUACAACGAAAUGUCCUGGUUUGCCAGACUGAAAAGCUUGGUGUACAGCGAGUCAGCAACAGAGAAGCGAAAAGAGAUGUUAAAAAAAUCCUCCAAGAUCAGUCUUUCAUAUUGUUUGCCCGAUCAAGUGUUUCUUAUGUAUAUGAAUGAUUUGUUUUUCAAGCAGUUGGAACUUCUCCUAGAAAAAGUAACUCACACCAUGACGAGACUAUCCACUAACUUGGGAUGGCCGUAUUGUUAUAUCGCACCGUUGUUCUUGAUAGUCUUGGUUGGAUAUAUUAUAAAACUUACAUUUAAGUACGUCAUUAGCCCCAGAGCCUGGGGCUCGGUACUCCACAAUUACUCCAGCAGUAGUUCUCCGCCCGCACCGGGUACCAUACAACCGAAUGCUACCAUACAAUCGAUCGCGGCGAAAGAGCCAGCCGUCGAUUGCUUAUCCGGCGAGAAUUUGAAAAUGCUGCUUGAUAUGAAAAUGAUGACACUAACAAGCGCUCAACAACAGCAAUUGAAGCAGCUACCCGGAGUUUCAGGGGUCCAAGAGGUAAUGGAACCCCUGGAGGCUCCUGCACCAACGACAGAGAAAAAGGAAAGCCUUGAUGUAAGUGAUGGCAGCAACAAGAGCCAGAGCAGCAUUCAGGAAGAAGGAUUCACAUUGGUGGACGACACCGAAGACAUUUAGCUGCCGAUUUUUUUGUUUUACAAAUACAUGUCCGUGAUUUUUUCCCAGUCACCCCCAAUCUUUAAAAGCUCAAUGAGUGAUUCCAUUUUAAGUUGAUUUGUCAUAGUUAAAUUUUCUUUAUUUAAAUUAUUUUGCGUGUUCUUAUUCUCAUUUGCACGAUAAGUGUUAUUAAGUUAAAUCUUCAACAAUAAGAUCUUUUUAAGUAGGCCACCAACUGUUAUAUUAUGUCUGUUAUUAUUGGGCUGCCGGCCUUUCAAAAAUCGGAUAUACUUUUUGUGUAACUUGUUGAUCCUUUAUAUUUACAACGUAACGCCCAGGGAUUGUUUUUUAUAUAGAUUUGAUUUUAUUAGCAGUGAGCGGGCGCUCUGUUUGAGUUGCAUAUUAAUUGAAUGUAAGCGAUAAUUUAAAUAUUCGGUCAUUCGAAUCGUGUAAAAUCUAAUUCAAUAUGUAUACAACUAAUAUAUUUAAUAUACAUAUUAUUUAUAUAUCUAUGUAUAUAGAUCUAUAUGGUGUGUGUAUAUAUUUGUAAGAAAAAAAGUUAGUAAAGAACAUCGGUGUAAAUAUAUUUAUUCGUUGUAUUUUAAAUCAUGCACUUAAAAUGUAUUAUACUUUAAUUACAAUUCAUUUUUAUUAUAAUUUGUAUGCAACAAAAUAUAUAUUUACGCAUUGUAUCGCAUAAGUGGAAUGUAUUGUAUGCAAUAUGUAAUCCAAUAUACGACACAUUGUACAUUAUAGCCCAAAACCCAGUUUGCUGUCUAAACUUUAAAGUUAAACGACCUAAAACUAGAAAAACACGAAGCAAAAACAGGCAGGGCAGGAUAGGGAAUAUGCUACCCUGUUAGUAAGUAAGUAUACAUAUAAGUUUCAAUUUCAACUAAGGCUGGCAUAUCUGUAAUCAGACAGAAUCCAUAUGGCUAUGGCAAAACGAGAGAAUUUAUCUAAAUCGAUUUCACAAAUCUUAUACGCAAAUUGGUCCGCUAUCAUAAUCUUGAUUAAUAAUUUCUCUACUCGAAUUCAACAAUAUAUUUUUUAUUUCUAGUGUGUGUAUUUUUCACUUCUGGGCUUGUGUGUUCUACUUAUUUGUCCGGCACUGCUGGACGGCGGACCAGCAGCCAAAGAUACAACUGAUACCAGUAUUCCUUUCAAUUCGCUGUCUUUUUUAACAACAUAUUAUAUGGUUUGGAGGUUGGGGGGCAACAUUAUAAUUAAUGUAAUUAGUUGCCGCUAGUACGAGAUUUGGUACGAAUUUUUAAGCAGCAAUUAAAGCAUAUCAUUUAGUCACUUAGUCCGAUUGGUAGAAUUUAAAAAACUAAUUCUCUUAAUAUCAAACAACAGCAAAUGAUGCGAAAGAAUUUCUUUAACUCCUAACGCCUACGCCUACGCACAAGCCAAUCAACCAACUAUUAAAAAUAACGAAUACCACAAUUGGGAAUGGUUAAUUAUUAAGUUAUACAAUAUAGUAUGUGUGUUUUAAAAACAGGCAACUUAUAUCCCAUCUACGCUAAUGCAAAAAGUGCUCCAAAUGCUCUUCAAAUAUCCUUCGAUGUACGUGUACGUGUGUUCCUUUCCAUGGCUCACUUGAUGAAUGCAAUAUUGUAUUUUGAACUUUGAUCUCCUCCUCACUUAAGCUAACUCGCUGUAUCAUUAUAAUUCUUUUUUUUGUUUCUAUUAAAAUGCUUCUCUUGUUUUCUUGUCAAUAAAUUUCAGCAAAUAAGUGUAAAAUUGUACAUACACAUUUAAUAUAAUACAAAAACACAAUG